CUGUGACGCCAUCAGAGAGCGACGUUAUUCUGCGCCUGCUUGUGCUCUACGCAGUUCGUAGCGAUCUGGAUUUAAUGGAAAUUUCCACUUCGUCAACAACACCAAAACAUUUAUUCAGAUUAAUGUAAUCAGAAAUAUCGAUCUUUAAACGAAAUCUGAAACGUCAGUGAAGAAAAGCAGAGUCACAGUCGUGUAUUUGAACGGAACAAUUCGCGUUUGUGCAGAAACACGUUUGAGUUUGUUUGUAAGUUUGAUCAGAAUCAGCGACUCGUUAGAGAAGUUUUAGGAACGUAAAUUAUCAUUAAAAAUAAUCAAUAAAUCAUCUAUGAUGGAGUAUCACAGUGUCGGUCCAGGAGGAGUAAUGGUUACUGGUAAUAAUGUACCUGCUUUUCUUACAAAACUCUGGACUCUGGUGGAGGAUCCGGACACAGAUCUGUUAAUCUGCUGGAGUCAGAAUGGAACCAGCUUCCAUGUGUUUGACCAAGGCCGGUUCUCAAAAGAGGUUCUUCCGAAAUACUUCAAGCACAAUAAUAUGGCCAGUUUUGUUCGGCAGCUCAAUAUGUAUGGUUUCCGCAAAGUUGUCCACAUCGAGCAGGGUGGGCUUGUAAAACCGGAGAAAGAUGACACAGAAUUCCAGCAUCCGUAUUUUAUCCGUGGACAGGAGCAUCUGCUGGAGAAUAUCAAGAGGAAGGUAACAACAGUGUCCAACAUUAAGCACGAGGAUAUGAAGAUCAACACCGAUGACGUGUCCAAAAUAAUCACAGAUGUCCAGCUCAUGAAGGGCAAGCAGGAGUCGAUGGAUUCGAAAAUCUGCACCCUUAAACAUGAGAAUGAAGCUCUGUGGAGAGAAGUGGCCAGUCUUCGACAGAAACACUCUCAGCAGCAGAAAGUCGUCAAUAAGCUCAUUCAGUUUCUCCUCACACUGGCGCGAUCCAACAGAGUCCUGGGAGUCAAGCGAAAGAUACCUCUCAUGUUGAAUGACAGCAGUACCACACAUUCGAUUCCCAAAUACUCCCGACAGUUUUCCCUGGAGUCUUCUCCUGCUAUGUCUCCCUCCACUACAGCUUUCACAGGAACAGGCGUCUUCGCCUCUGAAAUGCCUGUGAACACGGGGCCAAUUAUAUCUGACAUCACUGAACUUGCACAGUCCAACCCUGUGGCCACAGAAGAAUGGAUUGAAGACAGAACAAGCCCAUUGGUUCACAUCAAGGAGGAGCCGUCUAGCCCCGCCCACAGCCCUGAAGUAGAGGAGCUGUGUCCUGUCGAAGUGGAAGUAGAGGCGGCGUCAAGCAUACCUGUGGACACGCCCCUUUCUCCCACAACCUUCAUCAAUUCAAUCCUUCAGGAGAGCGAGCCCAUCACGGCCCCGAGCCCACCGCCCAUCGAGCAGAAGUGUCUGAGCAUCGCUUGCUUGGACAAUUAUCCUCAGAUGUCUGAGAUCUGUCGCUUUUUCUCCAGCCUCCCCACCUCUUCUCUUCACCUCAGGCCUCAUUCCGGGACCGAACUCAGUGAUCAUCUGGAGAGCAUCGAUCACGGCUUGGAGAACCUUCAGCAGAUCCUAAACGCUCAGUCUAUUAAUUUCGACAGCUCACCCUUGUUUGAUAUUUUCACAUCUGCCGCCGCCGACGUGGAUCUCGACAGCCUGGCCAGUAUCCAGGAUCUUCUGUCUCCUGAUCCAGUGAAAGAAACGGACUCCGCUGCAGACUCAUCCGAUUCAGGUAAGCAGUUAGUUCAGUACACGGCUCAGCCCCUCAUUCUUCCCGACCCCAUCGCCACGGAAACCACUGGGAAUGAGUUGCCCAUUCUUCUUGAGCUAGAGGAUGACUCUUAUUUUGAAACUGAACCUGCUGAAGAUCCGACCAUGUCACUUUUGAACUUCUCCACGUCCCCGUAACCCUAAACUAUUAUAGAGAGUGGCAUUGAAAAGGGAUUUUUGUCUGUGUGGGUUUUGUAUAAUUUUAUUCUCUGCAUUUUAUUUUAUGGUCACAUUAAACCUAGCCAUGGUAAUAUUACACAAUAUUUCACUUUUAGUCUGGGGAGGUUUUUCUUAAAACCAAUCGAGAAAAUUCAGUAUUCCUUUCAGAGAAUUGAUGCAUCAAAGUACGAAGGUUUGUCAUUCAGAUCUGGAUUUAUAUUACUUAUAUUUUGACCACACUGGAUUUAUAUUAAGAGAAGUGUUGUUAAAGUAUACAGUACAACCUUAUAAACCUGUUUGACUCCCAUAUACACCUGUGUAUAAAAUCCUGAGUUCAUUUUCCUGCUGGUCUGGUUGAAUAUUAUUAUCAAAUGUUUGACACCCGGGUCUCAUCCUGUCGACUACGCCAAGUUUUUAAUAUUUUCUUUUGCAGUAUGUAACGUUGCAUCAUCUCAUGGAUGUGAGGUUAAAGCAAAAAAUUGUAAAUAUAUAUAUAUAUAUAUAAAUAGAGAAACAACACAACAAUUGUGUUGUACUUCAUUCAGCACCUUCGUUAGCCGGAAAACACGUUUGAUCUGAUCAGACAAACAUAAAACGGACAGUAAAUUAAUGUUACCUAAACCUGUCUAACACUCACCCGCUGUCUUUAAAGCCAUAGCUGUUACUCAUCAUAUAAUGUGUGAUGUUGGAUAAUAAUGAUGAUGGUUAUGUUUUAUGAGAAAUAUGCCAGUUGAAUGUGCAUAUGUAGUAACAUUUUGUAUUAAAAUAAGUCUCUAUUUAACAGUGCAGCCACAACAGGUGAUCAGUGUAUAUAAGAGAUCCAGACAUAUUUAAAUAUAUAAGCUGACAAAACACUGUUUUGAAUUACAUAUUUCACAUGACUGAAAUCUUCAACAGGUGUAAUAUUUAAUUGGCAGGUUUUUUCCUUUUGUUUUUCUUUAAUAACACGAGUUUGUAUAAUGGCACCCAUCACCUCGGUACAGGAAUUGAUUUAAUAACAAUUGAAUUUGAAGAUUUGUGCAAUAAUUCACAUCUUUGCGUGCUUUGCUGAAUUGGAUACUAAAAUACCAAAAUGAAACUUGUAUUUUUUUGUGUGAUUUGUACACAUGUUGAGCCCUAGAGACUUGUAUUAGAUUAUUUUUGGAUGGUGGUUGCAGGAGAUGAACUAGGAGAAGAAUGUCAAAUCAUCUUUAUCUGUCAUAAUUUUAGUCAUUGGAUGACUGUCAUAACCAGAGAGACAUUAAUAUUAGACAAAUUAUUUUAUUACGCAUGUGAACAACACUUUGUGUAUUGGUAUGUUUUAAAUAAAAUGUUUUUUGAAAAUAAA
This is a messenger RNA of Paramisgurnus dabryanus, 3242 nucleotides long. RefSeq names its product heat shock transcription factor 1 (gene hsf1). The record is from RefSeq and is a predicted model, not a curated record. Lineage: Eukaryota; Metazoa; Chordata; Actinopteri; Cypriniformes; Cobitidae. Gene Ontology annotation, biological process: regulation of DNA-templated transcription. Gene Ontology annotation, molecular function: sequence-specific DNA binding; DNA-binding transcription factor activity.